Messenger RNA from Folsomia candida, 2110 nucleotides. RefSeq names its product bifunctional 3'-phosphoadenosine 5'-phosphosulfate synthase 2 (gene Papss). The record is from RefSeq and is a predicted model, not a curated record. Lineage: Eukaryota; Metazoa; Arthropoda; Collembola; Entomobryomorpha; Isotomidae. Gene Ontology annotation, biological process: sulfate assimilation; 3'-phosphoadenosine 5'-phosphosulfate biosynthetic process. Gene Ontology annotation, molecular function: adenylylsulfate kinase activity; sulfate adenylyltransferase (ATP) activity; ATP binding. The transcript has 9 exons. The coding region runs from base 116 to 2011 and encodes 631 amino acids.
AUUUCAUUUCCUACUCAAAUCUAGUCCACCAACACUAAAACCCAGCAGCUGUCCUAAUACUUGGGACUUUAACUAAUAAAUGUAAAACUUGCAUAAGUUCACGUCCUCCUUAAAAAUGGGCUCUCCAAAUAUUUCCUCUGCUGACACUAACUCAAACAAUUCUUCACCCCCACAGACGAACCGCCUCGUCCCACCCACCGCCGCCACGAACGUGCUGGAACAGAAACAUCACGUCUCCAGGGAUGGGAGAGGACAGAUUUUAGGAAAUUUAAGAGGAUUUCGUGGAUGCACGGUUUGGUUUACGGGUUUCUCUGGUGCUGGGAAGACGUCCAUCUCUUUCGAACUAGAAGCUUUCCUGGUGGCGAAUGGAAUUCCAACCUACGCCCUUGACGGGGACAAUGUGAGGACGGGAUUAAAUAAAAAUCUAGGAUUUUCUAAGGAGGAUCGUGAAGAGAAUAUUCGAAGAGUGGCAGAGGUGGCGAAACUCUUUGCAGACAGUGGGGUUGUAGCAUUGUGCUCAUUUGUAAGCCCGUUUGAAAAGGACAGAGAGCUCGCCAAAGAAAUUCACAAGGCAAGUGGCCUCCCCUUUUAUGAAGUCUUCAUCGACACUCCCCUCGCCGUUUGUGAGCAGAGGGAUGUCAAAGGACUCUACAAAAAAGCGAGGGAGGGUAAAAUUAAGGGUUUCACUGGUAUCGACCAGCCCUACGAACCCCCACCACAUCCAGAUCUAAGAAUCGAAACGGUUGGCAAUAGUGUCAAGGAUAACGUGCUAGAGGUCGUCAAAUUACUGAUUGAAAAGGAUAUUCUCCCACCAUUCCUUCAAUUUACAGAGACCGUGUCUGAGUUGUUUACAACUAAAUCUAAACCCGAAGUCUCCCAAAUCAUCAAAACUACACCAAAAUUGGAUAUAACGGAGCUGGAUCUCCAAUGGGUUCAAAUACUCUCAGAAGGCUGGGCCUGUCCCUUGAAAGGAUUCAUGAACGAAGACCAGUUCCUCCAAACAAUCCACUUUAACUCUUUUGUGAAGGAUGAAGUGGCCACAAUGCCAGUAGCAAUUGUCUUACCAGUGGAGACAGAGGAUAAGAUUAGGUUGGAGGGUGUGACUGAGGUGUGUUUGGCGUAUAAAGGACAUGUGGUUGGAGUAUUAAAGGGCAUUGAGUUUUAUCCGCAUCGAAAAGAGGAACGUGUGGCGAGACAAUUUGGGACAACAUCGCCAAAGCACCCUCAUAUUAAGAUGAUUCUCUCCAGCGGCGACUGGUUAAUGGGUGGUGAGCUGGAAGUUUUUGAGCGCAUCAAGUGGAACGAUGGGCUAGAUAAAUAUCGCUUAACUCCAAAUGAGAUUAGAAAACGAGCAAAGGAGAUGGAGGCGGAUGCAUUGUUUGCAUUUCAGUUGAGGAACCCAAUACACAAUGGCCAUGCAUUAUUGAUGCAGGACACACAACGGAAACUCGAGUCAAGCUAUGGGUACAAGAAGCCAGUCUUGCUCCUCCACCCACUUGGUGGCUGGACGAAGGACGACGAUGUUCCUCUCCCUGAGAGGAUACAACAGCACUUGGCAGUUCUUGAGGAGGGUGUUUUAGACCCUGAGAGAACAAUUUUAGCCAUUUUUCCGUCUCCAAUGCUUUACGCUGGACCAACGGAGGUUCAGUGGCAUGCAAGAGCUCGUCUCAAUGCUGGUGCAAAUUUCUACAUUGUUGGGAGGGACCCUGCUGGGAUGCCCCAUCCAGAAAAUCCAUCCAUCGACCUAUUCGAUCCAACACACGGUGCUCGGGUGCUAAAAAUGGCUCCAGGGUUGGCUGGGCUUGAAAUCAUUCCGUUUCGGGUGGCGGCAUACGACACGAGGGGAAAGUGCAUGGCGUUUUUUGAACCAGGAAGGAAGGAUGAUUUUAUUUUUAUUUCGGGAACUAAAAUGAGGGGGCUCGCAAAGUCUGGGCAAAAUCCUCCUGAUGGGUUCAUGUCUCCUAAAGCUUGGAAUGUAUUGGCAGAAUAUUACAAAAAUUUGAAGGGGUGAUAUUUUUUAAAUGGUUGCUAAGAAGAAUGAAAGCUUUAAUCCAAUUUUUACUAUUUUGUUGACAAUUUUAAUAAAUGACGAAAUGGAUUCCUUAAUACA